CGUGUGUAUAUAUAGAGGGCGCGCCGCGGCAGUACAGCCACACCACCAGACGCCACCAUGCUCCGCCUCUCCAUCGCACUUUCGCUGCUCGCGCUGCUGGCUGCGCUGGCUGCCGCUCAGGACAAGUACCCGGAUACUUUCGACCAGCUGGACAUGAAGGCGCUGCUGUCUGACAAGGCUCGCAUUGAGGCCGCGAUCCAGUGUCUGGACGAAGAUGGCGACGGCGCCUGCAGACCCGCCGGAAAGUUGCUCAAGUCGGUGCUGGCCGAGAUCGUGAAGACGGAUUGCGCCAAGUGCACGGAGACACAGAAGGAGAAGGUGGCCAGCUUCUUUGCGCACGUGUCGCAACACUACCCGGAGCAGAUGAAGAAGCUGCUGGACAAGUACGACCCGAGCAAGGAGUACAGGGCCAAGUACGCCCAGACGUGGGCGGCCGAUGGAAUCAAAGUGUGACCGCUCUCCCCUCCAUUCAUACUCUACUUCCUUACAGCAGCUCAAAAGCAUCGUCCGCAACGCAGGGUUUCUGCAUCGUACUCCGAGCAUCUCAUUCUGAAUAAUUAUGCCAUCAAAAUGCUGUUUUAAGCGAAAGUAAUUAAUAAAGAUUUCGUUUGUAAUCUUACUUCCUAACUUGCAUUGUUUCCUUUCCUACAUCUCCUCCAUAAACGUGUGAAGUCAUUCUCGUCAGAAUGAAAUGCUUUUCUUUCGGUCCGAAACAAACAUACUGAUGCAUCAAAGUCUGUGAUGAGUAUUUGACAAACCUAAGUAUUAUACCAGUCAGUCGAGGAACUAUGCACUGUUAUUAGUUUAUGUGUACAUUGGCAAUUAAAAAAAUAAAAUAAAAAACAGUGACUUGAGUAA
Molecule: messenger RNA, 858 nt
Organism: Schistocerca cancellata (South American locust)
Lineage: Eukaryota; Metazoa; Arthropoda; Insecta; Orthoptera; Acrididae
Product: ejaculatory bulb-specific protein 3-like
Exons: 3
Coding region: 58-453 (131 amino acids)
Source: RefSeq, a predicted model, not a curated record